GAAUAUUUUUGAGAAAACUGGUGUCGUAAAGGUUCUAAUCAAAGAUACAAAUCUGAAAUUGGAUCUUAAAGAAUAUUCACCUGUAUUUUCACGACAUCUCGGUGUUAAUGUUAUUCACUCAAAUGUGGCUUUAUUUAGGCGUGCGUGUAAACCUGCAUUCAAAGCCUUACCCAUACACCUUUUUGUUGAAACUGGAGUAAAGUUAAUGAAUAUUUUAAAGCGUAUUGAUAAUAAGCCUAUUGAAGUUAUGGAUCUAAUGCAAAG
This is a messenger RNA of Dentiscutata erythropus, 264 nucleotides long. Lineage: Eukaryota; Fungi; Glomeromycota; Glomeromycetes; Diversisporales; Gigasporaceae. The record is from the annotation of a GenBank genome assembly.